This is a messenger RNA of Pseudogymnoascus verrucosus, 1386 nucleotides long. RefSeq lists its product as uncharacterized. The record is from RefSeq and is a predicted model, not a curated record. Bases 186 to 1286 code for a protein of 366 amino acids. The transcript has 4 exons. NCBI's taxonomy places the organism in Eukaryota, Fungi, Ascomycota, Leotiomycetes, Thelebolales, Thelebolaceae.
GACAAGCACUCCUGCAAAUGGCUCGACGUGCAUUUUAGGUGCUAGUUAGUUUGCAAUGCGUGAUUUCUCUAGCCGGAAUCAUUCCUGUUCAUCUAACUUCUGAAAAUUGUGCCACCUUGUCCACUCUAGUGAGCAAGACAUCAAAUCUAUAAGUAUGGAAUAUCUAACUCGCCAUCCAACUGAAGAUGCAGCUGUGGCAUCUUAGUCUUGCCGCCUGCGCGCUGUUUGGCUCUGCCAGAGCCGCUUCAACUCUAGUGGUCCCCAAUAAAAUUGCUGUUGGACCCAGCAUUGCUCAAUUUGUCUCGGGGUCAUCCGCUCUUGAUGGGCCAAAGCUGACCAACGAGGUGAAUGCCACCUCCUUUGACUGGUGGUAUUUCGAUGCCGUAUCGUCGGACAGCGAGGCUGCUGUUGUCAUAGUGUUCUAUCUAUCUACUAGCCUCGGCUUUCCAUUCGUCCCGUCCGGAUCCGUGCUCUCUGUCGACAUAUUCGCAACCUUCCCGAACGGAACUCUGAUUUUCGAUCCUUUAGCUGAUCCCCUUAUUGGUGGGUCGGCAACCAUUACAACGAAUGGCGACGGCGCAUCUGGUACCUGGGGUGGAACUGGAUUCUCGUUUGAAGGAGCGCCCGACCUGUCUAGUUACACUGUCACUGUUGACAACCCUGUCCUUGGCAUUAAGGGUACCCUGCAGUUGAACUCUGUUGCCCCAGCCCAUUAUCCAUGCUCACCAAAAGUGGCUGGCGCAAAUUUAGAAGUGUCCCCGCACAUCGGCUGGGCAAAUGCUAUGCCUGAUGCGAAUGCCAUUGCAGAUUUCACCAUCCUUGGUGAAAAACUUCAGUUCAACGGUGUGGGCUACCAUGACAAGAACUGGGGUGAUGAAGGCUUUACCACGACUGUGGCAAGCUGGUAUUGGGGCCAUGGGCGCCUAGGACCUUACUCUAUUGUAUGGUUUGACGUCUUAGGCAAUGACGGAAUUGAGUAUGUAAGCGCGUACGUUGCACUCAACGGAGCCAUUAUCAAAACUUCUUGCUCUGGCAUCAAGGUUCGCCCAACAGGCAGAAAUAGCCAGUACCCACCCCUUUCUACGUCCGGAGCCCCAGAAGGUUAUCAAAUGACUAUUGACCUUGGCGGAGAUUAUGGAACACUCGUGGUUAAUAUUACUACCACCACCACGCUCGCUCCAGCCACUAUCUACCAACGCUGGGCAGGUGAUAUGACGGGUGGGGUAACAGGUGGUCCGACCUAUACCGGACCUGCGCUGUAUGAACAGUUCGCCUUCAAUUCGUAAAGUGUUAGGUCUGUAAGUGUCUUCUCCAUGGGCAACGAAUCAUCGGCCCAUAGAUCUCAGUUACUCUGUACCUAUUCAAGCACAGGAUAUAAAAAUGAAU